This is a messenger RNA of Eleginops maclovinus (Patagonian blennie), 5946 nucleotides long. Its product is annotated as mucin-19-like. The record is from RefSeq and is a predicted model, not a curated record. Gene Ontology annotation, molecular function: protein binding. NCBI's taxonomy places the organism in Eukaryota, Metazoa, Chordata, Actinopteri, Perciformes, Eleginopidae. Gene Ontology annotation, cellular component: extracellular matrix.
AUGGCCUCACAGCGAUGGAUACUGGCCGUCUGCGUGUCUCUAGCCUCAGUGUUAGGCACAGGGGAAUCGGUCACGACAACAGAAAGUCAGAAGUACACUUGCAAGACUUUUGGCAGUGGUGUCGUCCAGCCUUUCAACGGUUCAAGUUUCUACGUUCGGUCCAACUGCAUGUUCAUCCUCACCCGCUUCGCCCACAACCGGGUGGAGUGUGACAUCACCACACGGCGAGGGGACAACGGGCUGCUGGUCCAAGUCGAGAUCAUCAUCAACAAAGUCAGGACUGUUGUGCAGAAUGGAAGCAUCCGGGUGGAGGGGAAAAGUGUUUCUCUUCCAUACGACCACACCUACCAGCACAUCUUUCAGUACGGCAUCUACACCAAACUGAAGAGUUCCCUGCUUCCUCUGUCCCUCACCUGGCACAAUGUACCCGGAGGAGUAGACGUUCUGUGGGUGGAGUUGGAGCAGGAGCUUAGCACCGACAUGACUGGACUGUGUGGAAAACACAACGCCCCAGGCAACAAGCAGCAGUUGAUCACUAACAGCGCGCUUGCUGACGAAACGUGUCAAACCCGAGAUCCUGUCUCCACUUUCAGUCAAACAUGCAGAGAGUUCUUUUCCUACACCCUGGAAUGUCUGCUAGGUCAGACGCAUCACUAUGUCCAACUCUGUGAGGAGAACAUUUACGGCUACAAAGCAAGCAGAUACAUCGGCUGUGCUUUCUUCAAAGAAGUAAUCGCACAGUGUGGAGACAACAGCCAUGCCUCACAAAUUUGGAGAACGGUAACCAACUGUGAGAAGCCCAGCUGUCCCGGGGAUCUGGUUUAUGUGGAAAUGGGUGUGGCCUUUGUCCCCAGCUGUUCCAAUCCAAACCCAACCUCCUCCAACCAGGAACUCACCAGCUCCUGUGUCUGCCCUCAGGGUACGGUGCUCAAUGAUCACGCAGAUAGCUACCAGUGUGUGAGUGUGUCAAGCUGCCCGUGUGUGUUUGAUGGUAGAAGCUACUUAUCCGGAGAAAUACGCAGCACCAAGUGUCAGUCAUGUAUGUGUGUCGAUGGGAAAUGGCAAUGCUCUGAAAACCAAUGCCCCUCAAGAUGUGUCGUCGAAGGGCAGUUUGUGACAUCAUUUGAUGGCAAACAAUAUGCACUUCCUGGUAAAUGUACAUAUGUGGCUUCACAGGGUCUCAACUGGACAAUAACAAUAGAGUUUUCCAAAAAGGCACCCUCACUAGAAACAGUUAUUCUUCAGCUUUUUCAGGAAACGUAUACAUUCUCUAAAAACAUGGUUCAAAUUGGAGGGGAAAAGAUCACUGAACUUCAUCAAUCUGAUCACGCUCUGGUUUUCUGGCAGUCCUCCGUGUAUGCUCAGGUCGACACAUCUUUUGGUAUGAAGAUCCAAAUCCAGAUGUCUCCUGAAAUCCAGCUGUACAUCACCCCACCCAAAAACCAAACUGGCAUAAUCUCAGGUCUCUGUGGUAACAACAACAAUGACACCACAGAUGACUUCACCACCAGCAGCGGGAUCAUAGAGAACUCGGCUCAACCAUUCGCUCAGUCCUGGAGCGUGGGUGCUUGUGCAGUGAACAUACCGGACGCCUGCAUCAACACUGACAGUGAGAUUUUUGCUGAUGAAAAGUGCUCUGUGUUGAACAACCCCACUGGGAUAUUUUCUAAGUGCCAUGGUCAUAUCCCUACUAAUCACUACCAUACGGCUUGCAUCAAAAGAACAUGUAACUGUGGCAGCACCUUGUCUCAGUGCCUGUGUGUUGCUCUGGGCAGCUAUGCCAAAGCCUGUGCCAGUCUGGGGGUUGUGAUUGGUGACUGGAGGGAAGCUACCGACUGCACUCUGAAAUGUCCGAACAACCAGGAAUUCUCGUACGAAAUGGAAGCCUGCAAACACACAUGCCGUUCCCUGUCCGUCCCCGACCCCCGCUGCGAACUGGGCGACGCUCCGGUGGAAGGCUGCGGCUGUCCGGAGGGAACUCACCUGAACCAAGGAGACAUCUGUACCCGAAAGGCAGAGUGCGAUUGUCCCUACAAUGGCGGGACCACCCCACCAGGGGCUGCUAUUAUCGACGGACGAAACUGCCUCUGUGUCAAUGGAGAACUGAACUGUUCCCAGGAUUGUGGGUGCAGACAUGGGAAGGUUUGUGUGCACUGCAGCGAGUACCCUGUCAACACUGUUCAGAAAACCUGUGAGAGCCUCAGCAAACCAAUGGGUUCCAAUAUGACCUGUGAGAGUGGAUGUUACUGCCCACAUGACCAGUUUGAGGACCACCGUGGAAACUGUGUUUCUCUUGAUAACUGCACCUGCGUGUACAGCGGCAAAGUAUUCAGUGCAGGACAGCAUGUCAGCACCAACUGUAGAACAUGUGUCUGUGGUCAGGGGCAGUGGCACUGCAGCGAUGAGCCUUGUUCUGGGAAAUGUCAAGUUUACGGCAACGGACACUACCAGACGUUUGACUCCAACUGGUACCGCUUUGACGGACAAUGUCGGUACACACUAGUAGAGGAUGGCUGUGGAAAUGAAAACAGCACCUUCUCUGUCAGAGUGGAGAGUGUCCCCUGCUGUGAUGAGGCACUCACCUGCUCUCGCUCCAUCGUCCUAGACUUGCAGGAUCAAGUCACCCUGACACUGAGCGACAUGAAGGUGACGAGACGCUACCAUGAAGGCUGGACCCUGCAGGGAGAUUCACUCUACUCCACACACACUGUCGGACUUUACAUCAUAAUCUCAGUGCCAAGCAGAGGGAUCACUCUCAUCUGGGACAAACACACCCGCAUCACUAUAGAGCUGCAAGCACACUGGAAGAACCGAGUCUGUGGCCUCUGUGGAAAUUUUGACUUCAAUGAGAUGAAUGACCUACAGAUAAGUGGCUCAGCAGUGAUGUCCAGCCCCUUGGCAUUUGGCAACAGCUGGAAAGUGGCCACCCCUCCCUGCUCGGAUGUGACUACAGAGAUAUUUCCAUGUGAACGCAACUCCUACUGCGCAGCCUGGGCCCAGCGGCGCUGUAUGAUCAUGACAGGAGACACCUUCAGUGAAUGCCACUUAAAAGUAGACCCAACUCCUUUCUACAUUGCCUGUGUGCUGGAGUCCUGCUCCUGUGAGUUUGAAGGCAAGUUCCUGGGCUUCUGCACGGCCGUGGCAGCCUAUGCAGAGGCCUGCAGCGACCAGGAUGUCUGUAUAAAUUGGAGAACACCGGAUUUGUGUCCGGUCUACUGUGACUACUACAACGAGCAGGGCCAGUGUAGCUGGCACUAUGAGGCCUGUGGUAAGAUGCUAACCUGCGGCAAGGACAACUACCUCACUCACAAGCUGGAAGGCUGCUACCCAAGAUGUUCAAAGGAGGAGCCAUACUUUGAUGAAAAUACUGGUGAAUGCACUAACCUGAACAAAUGCACCUGUGAAUUUAAUGACACCAUCAUUCAGCCCAGGGCAGUGGUGAUGAUAGAGUCUGUUGAGUGCCACUGUGAAAAUGGAAAAGUUAUUUGCUGGUGUGAGUGUGUAGACCUGAAGAGGAAACAAAGCUGGGGUUGCGGUGAGACGUGGACCGAGGACUGCUUCGAUAAAAGCUAGGACGGGAAGAUAGUGUUGACUUCAGUGGUUUGUCCAGAGUCUCCAAUUCCUAAAUGCCCCAGGGACCGGGCCACAAAAGUCUGGGAUGGAUGCUGUGAAACAUGGAAGUGUGACUGUCGCUGUGAGCUCUAUGGGGAUCCCCACUACAUCUCUUUCCAAGGGGUAACCUUUGAUUUCCUGGACGAUUGCACCUACAUUCUGGUGGAGGAGCAGACACCCCAUUAUCAUCUGACCAUCGCUGUGGACAACUUUGAAUGUGUGGCAGGCCUCCCAGGCUCGUGUGCUAGAGGCAUCAUCAUGAAAUAUCAGAACAGCACAGCUACACUCAGUAUCCUUCCAGAUUUGUUUCAAGUGCAGGCCACUCUGAACAACGUGACCAUACAGCCGCCAUAUGAGGAGCCUGAGUGGAGGUUUGAGACCACCGGAUACGUAGUGUCAAUCGUCCUCCCAGACCUGCGCUCUUAUGUCUCCCUCAGUCCGUCUUACACCCUGGUGGUCAGCCUGGCCAUGGAGCACUUCCUCAACAAUACCCAGGGACAAUGUGGAGUGUGUGGUGUUGGAUCAUGUGUCCGUAAAGGAGGUCUGAUCGAGGAUGACAGUUGCUGUGGUCAGACAGCCAAUGACUGGGUGUACGACGACCCCCUCAAGCCCGUCUGCGCUUCUGCCCUCAGAGACGUACCUUGUUUCUCAACCACUGUAGUACCCACAGUCACACCCACGUCCUCCCCUCCCUGCAAAGCUAGCCUACUCUGUGAGCUGCUACAACACCCAGUCUUUUCAGAUUGCAGACCGUAUGUGGAUCUGGAUCUUAAAAUGAAGAACUGCAAGUUUGAUUCGUGCAGGAAUGGUCCUUGCCCUUCAUUAGAGCAAGCUGCUGAGGAAUGCAAGAAUGUGCAUGUGUGUGUUGACUGGAGAAACCUGACCAAUGGGACCUGUGAUGUGACGUGUCCAGCAGAAUUGGUUUACAGAGAAUGUGAAAACAAGCCGGAUGGAUUCUGCCAUAGAGGAGCAUAUUAUCAAGGCGACACUCCUGAGAGCUACAUUGGAGGCUGUUUUUGUCCCAGUGGCCAAUUCAGAGCAGACAAUCACUCAGACACCUGUGUGUCCGACUGCCCCUAUUGUAAAGGACCACUUGGUGAGCCCAAAAUGCCUGGUGAGGUGUGGCGGUCCGGCUGUAGCCAGUGCACAUGUAACAAACAGACUCUCAAGGAGGAGUGUGUUCCCAUUCCCCCUGUGGUAACUCCCGUCUGUAACCACACUGCUGUACUGGUGAACAACUCUUGCUGCGGUUAUCAGAUUUGCGUUGAGAAGACAUGCAGUUAUCAUGGAAGAACGUACAAGAAGGGAGACCGAUGGAAGGAUGCCACCUAUCCCUGCACGGCAUUUAGUUGCAGCGAAGAAGGAAUUCAGACUUUGACUAAAGUCUGUCCUACAGAAGAGUGUCUGGAGGAGGACAGGAUUUGGGAUGACCAGCACUGCUGCUUUACAUGUAACCAGAGCUGCGCUCCGAAGAUGACCAGUCUUAACCUAACAGUAGACAGCUGUAAUGCCGUCAUACAGAUGCCUGUGUGUCAUGGCCAAUGUGUUUCUGAGUCCAGGGUGGUGUUACGCAGUGACCUGCAGGUGGAGCAGAAGAGCUCCUGCUGUGUGGAGACAGGCUCUGAGAGGAAAUUAGUGACCCUGCAGUGCUUCGACCACACCACCAGGAACUACACCUACAAGCACAUCACCAGCUGUGAGUUCAGAGGCUGGGGCUUCGGUAAAGAAGACCUAAGUACAGUUACUAAAGGAAUGUACUAAAGCAUCAUUUUGAGAGGCUUGUACCUUACUUGAGUAUUUUAAUUUCCUGCUUCUUAUAUACCACUAUAAUUCAGAGGCAAAUUCUAUAAGAUUUAAUCCACUACAUUUAUUAUUUACUUUAGAUUUAUAAAAAUAUAAUCAACAAAUAAUGUUUUAUGUUUUAUUUUAUGAUAAGAUACACUUUAUUGAACCCUUAAUGAAACUCAAAAUCGACCUGCCAUUAGGUAUACAAUAAAAAACAAUGUCCUCCUUUUGCAUGAUUCUUUUCCAUCCAAUGAUAUACUAUUUUGUUUUACGUCAAGUAAAUUGUGAUGCUCAUACUUUUGUAUUCGAAUGCAGUACUUUUACUUAUCAGAGUAUUUUUGCACUGUGGUAUUGCUCUUUUAAAGUAGAGUACUUUAUCCACCACUGGACAUGCUGCAGCAAAAAUGACCAACAGCACAGACUGGACAUAUAAUGUAUUAAAAUUGAAUAGUUAAUAGUUGAAAAUCCUUCAUAUUCAACAUCUGUUUUUGUUUUUCAAAGCAAUAACUGAAUCAGUUUUCUAUCAAAUAAACUCGACUAAUCAACUAA